Sciurus carolinensis (gray squirrel) is the source of this 1589-nucleotide messenger RNA. Its product is annotated as T-cell surface glycoprotein CD1a-like. Bases 114 to 1124 code for a protein of 336 amino acids. Gene Ontology annotation, cellular component: external side of plasma membrane. Gene Ontology annotation, biological process: positive regulation of T cell mediated cytotoxicity; immune response; antigen processing and presentation, exogenous lipid antigen via MHC class Ib. Gene Ontology annotation, molecular function: lipopeptide binding; endogenous lipid antigen binding; exogenous lipid antigen binding. NCBI's taxonomy places the organism in Eukaryota, Metazoa, Chordata, Mammalia, Rodentia, Sciuridae. The record is from RefSeq and is a predicted model, not a curated record. The transcript has 6 exons.
UUGUCUUUCAGUUGAAUAAGGAAGUCAGAAGAGAGGUCGGUGGGGUAGGUUUGUUUUGAACAGAAAUCAAAGGCCAACACUUCCAAAAGACAGAAAUACCAUCUGCAAGUGCCAUGCUGUGGCUGCUGCUUCCCUUGGCAGCUGCUCUCUUCCCAGGUGGUGACAGUGAAGUUGGAAUUGAAGAGCCCAUUUCCUACUAUCUUAGCCAGACAUCAACCUUUCACAACCAUUCCUGGGUACAUCAGGGCUCAGGCUGGUUGGGUGAGCUGCAGACUCACAGCUGGAACUUCAGCUCUAAUGCCAUCAUUUUCCUGUUUCCCUGGUCCAGGGGCAACUUCAGUAACAAGGAGUUCAUGGAUCUGGAAAAGUUUAUCCAGAUACAUUUCAUUACAGUUCAGGAAUUUAGCAUUAAUCACUUGAUGUCUGAAGAUCCCUUUGAACUACAGAUUACAAUAGGCUGUGAACUGCACUCUGGGAAGGGCUUCGUAGGCUUUGUGCAGGUAGCUACCCAAGGAUAUGAGUUCCUGAGCUUCCAGAAUGAAACAUGGUUACCAUCUCCAAAGGGUGGAAGAAAGGCCCAGAAAGCCUGCACACUACUCAAUCUGAGCCAAGGCUACACACACAGGGUACAAUGGCUCCUCAGUGACAAUUGCCCACGUUUCACCUUGGGUCUUCUUGACGCAGGGAAGGCUUAUCUCCAGCGACAAGUGAAGCCCGAGGCCUGGCUGUCCAGGGGCCCCAGUCCUGGACCUGGCCAUCUGCUGCUGGUGUGCCAUGUCUCUGGAUUCUACCCAAAGCCUGUGUGGGUGAUGUGGAUGCGGGGUGAGCAGGAGCAGCAGGGCACUCAGAGAGGUGACAUCCUGCCCAACGCUGAUGGGACGUGGUAUCUCAGAGCAACCCUGGAUGUGGCAGUUGAGGAGGCGGCUGGCCUGGCCUGCAGAGUGAAGCACAGCAGUCUAGGAGGGCAGGAUCUUGUCCUCUACUGGGGUGCACCUCACAGUUCCCUGGGCUUGAUCCUCUUGGCUGUGAUAGUGGCCCUGGCUCUUCUGACAGGACUUGGAGUUUGGUUUAUGAAACGCUGGACACACUGUGAAGCUCCCUGCCGUGCUCUCCCUUUGAAGUGAGACCCCAGCUACCCAGGUGCCCUGUAUACCCUGAACACCAUGUGGUGAUGGUACUUCAACUCUCCUUUGAAACCUUUGUGAUUUAUUUCUGCUUCAUGAUCAGUUACCAGUAUGCACUCAGUGUAAUCUAGCAGGAUUUGUUGCUCUGUCCUGGCUUCUGGAACUUAACUCCGAAUGGAAUAGGAUCCUAGCAAGCUCCCCCUGGUUAGGUAAUGGAUUAUCAUGUAUUUCAGAUUCACAUCCUGCAGAAGUCCUUUCUGAUUCACAGUGGGAAGCAAUCUCUCCUUCAUUGUGCUUUCCCACAUUUCAACUGUACCCCUCACUCUCUGGCCUUGGUGGAAGUUUUGUAUUUUCAUUUCUUAAGCUUUUAGAAAUUUGAGAGUGAAGCACAUGCUUUUUAAAUAUCUACAUCCCUGGGGAAAUGUCUGGCCUUAAUGUAACAUGUUCUCAAUAAAACCUGUGUUA